GGUGUGGUCUCCCAUCCUGCAGCCCAGCACCCUGGCGAGUUUGUGGCGGUGGGGCCUGUGGCCAGACAUCCCUUUGCUGCCACCACCUCCACCCCAUCCGAUGCCGAGGAUUUCCUUAACCAGGCAGCAACGCACAGGGACAACGGGGAUCUGUGGCAAGACAGCUUGCUCUGACGGUGGAUUGAAGCGCAUUGGUGCUGGUGCCGCGGCCAGCGCAACGGAGAGCGGGCAGGCGAGGAACCCGGCGGCGGGCAGCCGACACCGCGCUCCAGCCUCCAGGGAUGGCCGAUAAGUGCAGCGAGGGGCUGCUGAACGGCGCCGUGCCUGGGGAGCGGGGCAAGCAGGACAAGAGCGUCAAGCGUGGCAACUGGGGCAACCAGAUCGAGUUCGUGCUGACCAGCGUGGGCUACGCCGUGGGGCUGGGCAACGUCUGGCGCUUCCCAUAUCUCUGCUACCGCAAUGGGGGAGGUGCCUUCAUGUUCCCCUACUUCAUCAUGCUGGUGUUUUGUGGCAUCCCCCUCUUCUUCAUGGAGCUCUCCUUCGGACAGUUCGCCAGCCAGGGCUGCCUCGGCGUCUGGAGGGUCAGCCCCAUGUUCAAAGGCGUGGGCUACGGGAUGAUGGUGGUGUCCACGUACAUCGGGAUCUACUACAACGUGGUGAUCUGUAUUGCCUUCUACUACUUCUUUGUGUCCAUGACGCGCGUGCUGCCCUGGACGUACUGCAGCAACGCCUGGAACACGCCCGACUGCGUGGGGGUGCUGGACGGGAACGUCUCCAGCCGCGCCGCCCUCAACCUCACCCGCUUCCUCAACACCACCCAGAAGCGCACCAGCCCCAGCGAGGAGUACUGGAGGAGGUAUGUGCUGGACCUCUCGGAUGACAUCGGGAACCUGGGUGAAGUGAGGCUGCCCCUGCUGGGCUGCCUGGGCGUCUCCUGGGUCGUCGUCUUCCUCUGCCUCAUCAAGGGCGUCAAGUCCUCGGGGAAGGUGGUGUACUUCACGGCCACCUUCCCCUACGUGGUGCUCACCAUCCUCUUCGUGCGCGGCAUCACGCUGGAGGGGGCCCUCACUGGUAUCAUGUACUACCUGACACCUCAGUGGGACAAGAUCCUUGACGCCAAGGUGUGGGGUGAUGCAGCCUCACAGAUCUUCUACUCACUGGGCUGUGCCUGGGGUGGGCUCAUCACCAUGGCCUCCUACAACAAGUUCCACAACAACUGCUACCGGGACAGCAUCAUCAUCAGCAUCACCAACUGCGCCACCAGUGUCUACGCUGGCUUCGUCAUCUUCUCCAUCCUGGGCUUCAUGGCCAACCACUUGGGCGUGGACGUCUCCAAGGUGGCUGACCACGGCCCUGGCCUGGCCUUCGUCGCCUACCCUGAGGCCCUCACCCUGCUUCCCAUCUCGCCCCUCUGGUCCAUCCUCUUCUUCUUCAUGCUCAUCCUUCUGGGACUGGGCACACAGUUCUGCUUGCUGGAGACCCUGGUCACGGCCAUUGUGGACGAGGUGGGCAAUGAGUGGAUCAUCCGCAGGAAGACCUUCGUGACGCUGGGGGUGGCCGUGGUGGGCUUCCUGCUGGGUGUCCCACUCACCACACAGGCGGGCAUCUACUGGCUCCUGCUGAUGGACAACUACGCCGCCAGCUUCUCCCUGGUCGUCAUCUCCUGCAUCAUGUGCGUGGCCAUCAUGUACAUCUAUGGGCACCGCAGCUACUUCAAGGAUAUUGAGAUGAUGCUGGGCUUCCCACCCCCGCUCUUCUUCCAGAUCUGCUGGCGCUUCAUCUCACCCGCCAUCAUCUUUUUCAUCCUGGUCUUCACAGUGAUCCAGUACCGGCCCAUCUCCUACAACGACUACAUCUACCCCACCUGGGCCAUCAGCAUCGGCUUCCUCAUGGCGCUCUCCUCCGUCAUCUGCAUCCCCAUCUACGCCAUCUACAAAGUGUGCCGCUCCGAGGGGGACACGCUGCUGGAGCGUUUGAAAAAUGCAACCAAGGCAAGCAAGGACUGGGGCCCGGCGCUGCCAGAGCACCGCAGCGGGCGCUACGCCCCGGCGUUCAGCCCCUCCACCGAGUCCCACCUGGAGGUGCAGCCCCUGCAGCCGGAGAAGGGCCGGAGCGAGGCGGCAGCUGCCUCCCCCGUGCAGGGCAGCAACGGCUCAGCCCACAGCCAGGACUCCAGACUGUGACCCCCCGCCGUCCCCACAUCCCCUCUAACCCCUCCCGCGCGGUGACACUUUUGCACCUUCCGCUGGCGGAGCCUGGCUCCGGGCCGCACCGGACCGCGGGGGGCUCUCAGCGCCCGUCCCCGAGACCCCCCCACCUCCUUGCCGGUUAACCCCCCCCCUGCCCCCCCCCCCGUGGCGUUCGUUAACCCUCGUGUUUACGGUAACCUUUGUGCGCGACGCUGGGACAAGAGAGGAGGGGGCACAGCCCCGGGAGGGCCGGGAGCCAGAGGCACUUUGCAGGGGCCCUGACCCAGGGGGGAUGCACAGGAUGGAGGGGGAGCGGGAUGCCCCCCGGCCCCCCCGCAGCCGGGCAGCCUGCCCCGCCGUGGGGCACCCUCCUGACCUACCCAUGGAGAUGGCGUGGGGUAUCCCCCAUGGGGGGAUACCUGUGGGGACCAGGGCUGGGGUUCACAGGGACUGCCCGUAGCACACAUCCCCCCACCACACAACCCCCCCUGCCCCCAAGCUGUGUGUGCACAGGGCCAUCAUGGUGGAGGUUGGCACUGUAGGGACCCCUGACCCGGCUGGGCACCCACUGUGGCUCAGAGCCUGCAGGGUCCCACGGGUGGCUGUGCCCAGGGACAGUGCCAGGCACUGGUCCAGCACAGGGAGACGGGGGGAAGCACGCUGCCUGCACGGGCAGCAGGAUCUCACAGCACAAGACACAAGCACUUAGAGCACACGCGUGCGUGUCCCUCACAGACACGGUACAGGCACACAUGGGCACGCACAUAUGCAUGCUACCCCAGGGCUGUGCAGGCGGCGGGCUGGUAUGGCCCCCCCCUCCCCACCCCCCCCAUGCAGCACUGCAACUACCCCCACCCCCACCCCGCUGCCCCAUCGAGGGGCUGUAGUUGCCCACCUGGGUGGCCAGGCACUGCCCGCAAAGCCGGGCACAGCCAUAAGCAGCAUGGGCACAGCCCAGCACUGCUGCCUGCCCUGCAGCGGGGCAGGAGGCUGGGGAGCACUUAAGCCUGGCCAAGGGGUGAUGGGGGGAGGGGGGGGAAGGCCGGGGGGAGCCUUCCAUGGUGCUAAGGGGGAGCAGGAUGGACCAGCCCCCCCAGCUGCUACUAGUGAGAGGUACCAGUGGAGACACAGAGGGCUGCACCAGCCCGCUUGCUCUGAGCCAUCUGGGGACUACUUGGUCCCCAACCAGUAUUAGUGGAGCAGGAUGCACUGGGUCUUAAAUCUGUCUUCCAGCUCCAGCCAACGGGCUGGAGCUCUUGAUUUGGGGUGGAUGGGGUGGGACCCUUCCCAUCCCGCUGCUCCCCUCCCAGCCAGUGCCCUGUGCUCCCCAUGCCACAGCCCCGAGGUUGGCACAGGGACAUGGCACGGCUUGGCACGGUGGCGGCAGGCGGUGGGUGCUGAGCCCCGGCAGGACGUUCCAGUUCCCCCGUCCCAAGCCCCCCGCCGUGUCGCGGCGAGGGGGCGCAGGUUCCCGCAUGGUGCCCGUGCCCUGCCCCACGUGUCACGCCGCUACUCUUCACCUCUAAUUGUUAGCAAUAACGCGCGCGUCCCUGGGCAGCGCUGCCUGUGCCAGUGUCUCUCCCGGUGUAGAGUUCUAAAGUAUCCUAGAUUUUAAUGAGAUUUAUAUUCCUGA
Chroicocephalus ridibundus (black-headed gull) is the source of this 3822-nucleotide messenger RNA. It is a transcript of the gene SLC6A9, whose product is annotated as solute carrier family 6 member 9. The transcript has 14 exons. The record is from RefSeq and is a predicted model, not a curated record. Gene Ontology annotation, cellular component: plasma membrane. NCBI's taxonomy places the organism in Eukaryota, Metazoa, Chordata, Aves, Charadriiformes, Laridae. Bases 282 to 2183 code for a protein of 633 amino acids. Gene Ontology annotation, biological process: sodium ion transmembrane transport; glycine import across plasma membrane; synaptic transmission, glycinergic. Gene Ontology annotation, molecular function: glycine:sodium symporter activity.